Messenger RNA from Linum tenue, 1264 nucleotides. NCBI's taxonomy places the organism in Eukaryota, Viridiplantae, Streptophyta, Magnoliopsida, Malpighiales, Linaceae. The record is from the annotation of a GenBank genome assembly.
CUUCGCUCAUUCAAGAUCGCAUUGUCCGAGCCAAUUUAUACAUGUUUGUGCUACAAACAAAUCUGUGUGGCACCCUGCUUGCUGUAUAACAGAUCAAAGGAAGCGGAAAACCAGAGAAGAAAACAGACGCAAAAGAUUCCAACUUUGUGUUUGUUUGCAGUUUUGAAAGAGGAGGCAGCCAGCACCAUGGAACUGCCUACAAGAAUCAUACCCAAUCCACACCUGUUGCAGAGUGAUGAUCUGCUCAAGGUACUCACUCGCCUGCUGCAAUCUCUGCGUGCAGCAGUGUAUUAGAUUUAACUGGAUGAUCAACUUGGAGUGGCUUGUUGCUGUAUAUCAUGGAGACUACUGUGUACCCAAGAGAGCCACAAGUCCUCAAGGAGCUUAGAGAUGCAACUGCCAAAGAUCCCCGAAGGUCACCAAUGGCUGCUGAUCCACACGCUUCACAGUUCAUGACCAUGCUUCUGAAGAUGAUGAAUCCAAAGAGAACCAUUGAGAUCGGAGUCUACACUGGCUACUCCCUCCUCGCCACUGCCAUUUCCACUCCUCCUGAUGCCAAGAUCACAGCAAUAGAUCCAGUGCGAUCAUGGUACGAAAUCGGGCUGCCCUUUAUCAUCAAAGCAGGAAUUGAAGACAAGAUCGACUUCAUUCAAUCUCAAGCUCUCCCAAUCCUCGAUAACCUCCUCCUAGUACGAAAAGAAGCGAAUGAAGGUAGCUACGACUUCGCCUACGUGGAUGCUGACAAGCUCAACUACUGGAACUACCACGAGAGGCUGAUGAAGCUGGUGAAGGUUGGAGGGAUCAUUGCCUAUGAUAACACCCUCUGGGGAGGCAGCGUCGCUGCAGAUUCCGCCACCGUGGGGCAUAAAGGUGGCGCCGUCACGCAAUCCACGAUCCAGUUCAACAAAUCGAUCGCCGCGGAUCCACGUGUCGACAUCUCGCUCGCUCCACUUGGCGACGGGAUCACCGUUUGUCGGAGGAUCUAUUGAACUUUGGAUGGCUGGUUCCAUCUAUAAAAAUGUCGUUGGGUUUCAGCAUUGUUAUGUUAUGUUAUGUAUACUACUACUCUUUGCCUACUUCAUUUAGACAUUUACUGCACAAUAAAUUAAGUUCAAAAUAAAGAAGUCCUCUGGCUUUUUACUCUAUUUUUUUUUUUAAGUUGGAAGUGAAAGUGGAAAGAAGGAAUUGUGUUUGGCAAGUGCUCCAACAAUAAGUUGAAGGUAAUGUUUGAGAUGUUCAUGAUGAUAAAGAAAUUAAGAAAGGU